Molecule: messenger RNA, 869 nt
Organism: Hippocampus comes (tiger tail seahorse)
Lineage: Eukaryota; Metazoa; Chordata; Actinopteri; Syngnathiformes; Syngnathidae
Product: collagen and calcium-binding EGF domain-containing protein 1-like
Exons: 4
Coding region: 328-639 (103 amino acids)
Source: RefSeq, a predicted model, not a curated record
UUUCUUAAUGUAAAUGUAUGCAUCUCACUAUCUCUAUCUAUCUUCCUCCCCUCUCUCCAUACCCACCUACCUUUAUUAUCUCCCUCCCAACCUACCUACUGACCAAUCCAACUACCUAUUGAACACAUCCUACUCCUUAACCUAUUGCAAAACCUACAAUCUAACUUCCUGCUUAACGUACAUCUCUUCCCACCACCCGAAUCGUCAAAUCACCUAAUUUACCAAAAUACCUACUCCACAGGACACCCAGGGGGGCCAGGAGCUAGAGGGGACCCAGGCGAGGGAGGCUCACCAGGGCCUCGGGGUCCCCGGGGGGACAUUGGACCCAUGGGUCCAGAGCCUGAUCUAAGGCAUAUCAAAAGAGGCCGCAGAGGACCAGUGGGACCACCAGGGGCCCGCGGAAAAGACGGUUCAAAGGGUGACAGAGGAGCUGAUGGUCCCAGUGGGCCCCCUGGCCCUCCAGGCUCCUUCGACUUCCUGUUGCUGAUGAUGGCCGACAUUCGAAAUGACAUCAUUGAACUGCAGGAGAAAGUGUUUGGAGACAAGAGGGGCAUCUCGUUGGACUCUUUUCCCUCCGGUGGGGAGCCUGAUUUUGCCGAGUGGGGGUCCGGCCAAGGGGACCUCAUGUUCAGUACCUGAACUUUUUGAAUGCUGCUGGUGUCAUUAUUUAAAGACAAAAAGAGGACUCCCGAAGGACACGAAGGACUUGAAAGGUCAAGCCUUUUUGCUCGCAUCUCUUCCUCAUCCUCUCUCCUCCUGCUACAGGUUAGCAUGCAAACGGAGAGUCUCUUUUCAAAUUAAAACGAGGUUCUUUAUUGCCAAUGUGCAGCGAGAGGGAUUAUUUGUUCAAUAAAAGAAAGAAAAUGUCA